Arabidopsis lyrata subsp. lyrata is the source of this 1146-nucleotide messenger RNA. Its product is annotated as F-box/kelch-repeat protein At3g04660. The record is from RefSeq and is a predicted model, not a curated record. NCBI's taxonomy places the organism in Eukaryota, Viridiplantae, Streptophyta, Magnoliopsida, Brassicales, Brassicaceae. Bases 1 to 1146 code for a protein of 381 amino acids. Gene Ontology annotation, molecular function: protein binding. The transcript has a single exon.
AUGAAAAAGAGUAAAAUCACCGUGAAAAGAAUUUGGAAGAAGGAGACGAUCGCAAAGAACAAUGAGGAAAACUCAGUCUCUAUUCCUCUAGAUCUGAUCAGAGAGAUUCUCACAAGACUGCCGGCUAAACCCUUAGUCAAGUUAAUCUCUAUUGCAAAGCUCUGGUAUUCUACAAUCCGAAAGAAAGAUUUCACCGAUCUUUUCCUGGCUCGUUCGUUGACUCGCCCGUGUUUUCUCUUCACAUUCAGUCAUGCCGCCGCCAACAGGUUCUUCUUCAACUCAUUCUUUUAUAAGCCACCAUCGUCUCUUCAUCGUAACACUACAUCAUAUACUACUCUGGAUCAAGAUUAUACGAUUUCAACACCAGUCCGCGGCUUGAUGUCUUGUCAAAAUGGUUCUAAAGUGGUCAUUUUCAAUCCUAGCACAGGCCAAGUCCUAGCUUUACCUAAAGUCAAAACUAGGAGAAAGAGCGUAUUAAGCUUUUUGGGAUACGAUCCUGUUGAAGAUGUAUACAAAGUGUUGUGCAUGACGAUGGUCCAAGUUCUUUACCAACACAGACCAUUUGUGUGGGGAGAGCAUCAAGUUUUCACUUUAGGAGCUGAGACGAAAGAGUGGAGGCGUGUUGAUUGUCACAUUCCACAUUUUCCUGCAACUCUAGGGUUGUGUAAGGACGGAGUUGUAUACUAUGGAGCUUGGUCCGACAGUGACCGCAAUGAAUCUCUAGUAGUGUGUUUCGACGUGGGAUCUGAACAAUUUAGGUGUGUGAAAUUACCUAAUGAUGUCGAAAUUCGAACUAAUCAUCGAUCUGAAGUGGUGAACUAUCACAAGAGGAUAGCCUUGGUGGAACAAUCAUAUGGUGGUGUAGUUGACUUGUGGGUUCUUGAUGAUGUCGAGAAAAAAGAAUGGUCAAAGAAGUAUCUUGUGGUUCCUUGUUGGAAUGAUUUAGUUGGACAGAAUUACUAUUUCCGUUGCAGGGGUACCAUAAGUACCGGCGAGUUUGUAUUUACACCACACUCUCAGCCUAACCCGUCAUUCAUCGUCUACUAUGAUCUCAAGAAAGAUAGUGCUAGAAGAGUGGAGCCUGAAGAUGGCUUUCCUAUUACGAACGUCUUUUUGAAUCAUGUGGAGAAUCCUAUGUUUCUCUAG